AUGUGGCCGGGUUUCAACGCCCCUGAAGCAUCGGGACAACCACCUCACGCCGCAGUCGAUGCUCAUGUGAUGUCGCUGUUGAUCCGACAGCAUGCUGCCGUGCAUUGCUGUGACAUUUGUUUUGAGUUUUUCAUCACUGUCGAGCAGCUGAUGCCCUUCUUCUGCGGCCGCACCGGCUGCGAAAGCUUCCUCAACCGCAAGAACUUUCGACGCCACCUGACCACUGCGGCGGCGCACUCGCAGGCCAAGUUUGGCUGUCGCUGCGGCCACGGGUCGACCCGCAAGGACAACUUCCGCAAGCACCUUGAGCGGGGCACCUGUGAAGGGAGCCUGCCGUACACUUGUCUCUGCGGAUACACCAUGGACAGCGAGGUUGAUGCUGCCGACGCGGCUUUCUGGGAGCACGAGGACACUGUCAGGUCAGGGUCCGAGGCCAUGGAAAUUAGAAUGAUGGAUGAGAUUAUGAAGCAAAAACCACGGGUUCCUUAA
This is a messenger RNA of Lasiosphaeria miniovina, 489 nucleotides long. RefSeq lists its product as uncharacterized. Lineage: Eukaryota; Fungi; Ascomycota; Sordariomycetes; Sordariales; Lasiosphaeriaceae. The record is from RefSeq and is a predicted model, not a curated record. Bases 1 to 489 code for a protein of 162 amino acids. The transcript is spliced from 4 exons.